This is a messenger RNA of Mesocricetus auratus (golden hamster), 612 nucleotides long. RefSeq names its product translation initiation factor IF-2-like. Lineage: Eukaryota; Metazoa; Chordata; Mammalia; Rodentia; Cricetidae. The transcript is spliced from 2 exons. Bases 1 to 612 code for a protein of 203 amino acids. The record is from RefSeq and is a predicted model, not a curated record.
AUGGAACAGUCGGAGCGUGUCUUCAGCCGCUCUCACCGCUGGACAACGGCGGCAGACGUGGCGAGGACUGCCCCCCCCCGGUCCCAUGCCACGGGCACUCGGUCCCCGGGCCCUGCCCGACCGCACCGCGGGUCACCACGCUUAGCCGCCGGGCUCCUCGGUCUGCAGCCUCGGGGCAGUCAGUCCCAAGCCCGCCCUUCCUCCCGUGCCAGCCCCGGGUCGCCUCACCGCACCGGAGCGAUCCACGCUCCCCUCCAGGCGCGUCAGUCUCCCGGCCGCUCACGGAGCCGCAUCCGGAUCCGGCUGCAGAGCCAGCCCCACCCCCUGCUGCACCCCCGCGCGGCAGCCGGAACGGCCGGGCCCAACGUGGCGGGCCCAACGCCCCCGCCCUGCCCCGCCCUCACGCACCGGCUGCGCACGCGGAGGCCGAGCCACGCACACCGCUCCGGGGCUCGCGGGGCGGGGCUCCGGGGCUCGCGGGGCGGGGCUCCGGGGUCUCCUAGGCGACUCUGGCGCGUGGUGCCCGGACCCGGGCGAGGCUUGCGUCAUCAGUUUACCUUCCAGGUGUGCCCCUUGCUGGUUGCGCCACUGUCACUCUCACUCCUUAUCUAA